Molecule: messenger RNA, 1630 nt
Organism: Lolium rigidum
Lineage: Eukaryota; Viridiplantae; Streptophyta; Magnoliopsida; Poales; Poaceae
Exons: 16
Coding region: 136-1338 (400 amino acids)
Source: RefSeq, a predicted model, not a curated record
CGCCCGCAAGGUUGCGCCGUCCGCCCGCCCGCCGCCGCGGGCGUCAUGAAAUAACCAAGCAUCGCUGCAUCCGUUUCAGCAAAAAGUAGUUCCCAGUGGGAUAAGAAUGGUAACAGGAGCUGUCGCUGCUCCAAGAUGAGGCUGCGGCUGCAUCUGCUGGUCCUGUGCUUGAUAAUCCUGUUUGUGGUCUACAACAUGGCGAGCUACCAGCAUAGACAGACUGCGCUGGACGUAAAAGCUCGCCCAUUUGAGACAAUCACGGAGUCUCACGUGGCUGGGGCUAAGGUCUCUAGCAGAGCUAGAGUCAAGAUGUCAGAAAGAGCUGAUGCUUCUAGGAUCGGUUUUCUGCCUCGUGGUAUAGUCGAGCCUUAUUCCGACAUGGAAUUGAAGCCAUUGUGGCUCACAAAAAGCGUGCAGUCACAGAGAUCUACCCAGAAUGAGCGGUGCUUGAUUGCCAUCCCUGCUGGCAUAAACCAGAAAAAAAGCGUGGAUGCUAUUAUGAAGAAGUUUCUUCCAGAGAACUUUACAGCUAUAUUGUUCCACUAUGAUGGAAAGGUCAAUGAGUGGAAUGAUUUGCCAUGGAGCAAAAGUGUGAUACACAUUGCUGCUUCUAAUCAGACAAAAUGGUGGUUUGCUAAAAGGUUCCUCCAUCCUUCUGUUGUCUCUAUGUACGCGUAUAUCUUCCUUUGGGAUGAAGAUCUGGAAGUAGAUAAUUUUAACCCAAGAAGGUACUUGAACAUAGUCAAAUCAGAAAAGCUGGUGAUAUCGCAACCAGGUCUUGACCCUAAAUUGUCUGAAAUUCAUCAUCCAAUAACUGUUCGUAAAAAAGCAGGAAGUUUCCACAGAGUUAGUCGGGCUAAUAAAGAAUGUUCGAGAGAAGGGCCGCCUUGUUCUGGCUGGGUCGAGGGAAUGGCACCGGUUUUCUCAAAAUCCGCUUGGCAAUGUGCGUGGCAUCUUAUCCAGAGCGAUCUUGUCCAUGGAUGGGGCAUUGAUUACAAAUUUGGGUAUUGUGCCCAGGGUGACCGAACAAAGAACAUUGGAGUAGUUGAUAGUGAAUUUGUAGUCCAUCGAGGAGUACAGACACUAGGAGGUUCUGCAAUGACAAAGAAUACUCGUGCCAAGAACUCCAAGGCACUCCGUCAGAAAACUGCCCAAGGGCAGCAACAAACGAGAGUGAGGGCAGCAGGCCUUGACAUGAGGACAAAGGUCAGGAGAAAAUCACGGGUGGAGCUUCGGGAUUUCCAGAAGCGCUGGGAGCGUGCCACGAGGGAAGACAGAACAUGGGUUGAUCCAUUCGCUCGCCGGAGAAAAAGGAGGAACAGACCAGCCGUAGAUUAGCACACUUUUCUGCUGACAUUUUCCCCAAAUUUCUGUGUUGCGGUCAAUUUUGGGGUGCCGAAUACUCGGCUGUGUAGUUUUGUACAUCUUGCAAACCCAAGGCAUGCUUGAAGGCGAUUUUUCCAUAUGACUGUUCGACAAGAUAGGGCGAUUUGAAUGGGAAGUGUCUGUUAAUGUGUCUCGCUGUUGUGCUCAGAUAGCUUAAACUAGUCAAGUAUGUUUGUUUGACUCAUCAUUUACUUGAGUGUUGAUUUGAGUCUAAUACAUCUUGACGAUAUCUUACUUGGCUCUC